UUGCCAAGCACUCUGGAAAGAGGGAAAGAGAAAAGUGUCACUGGCGGUGCAUAUCCUCCUAAGUUCAAGAAGAGAUCUGGAAGUCCAAGUGGCAGAAGCAGUGGAGAAAAGACAGUGUAUGAAAGAGAAACAGAAAAAGAACGAGAAAGAGCUUUUCCUGAUGAUGAUGAUGAUUUUUAAUUGAGAGGGAAUCCCAUCCAGUGCACCACAGCAGCAACAAAAAGGAGGUUUUUUUUCGUUUUUGAUUUUUUUCAAAGAAGAACUCGAUAAAGAAGAAGAAUAAAGAGGAAAAAAAAAAGAGGAGGAGGAUCGGCCCCCCAACACAUCCCCCCAAACCAGUGCAGCUCUCCAGGCGAUGCCAGUGUAAAUGCCAGGGCAAUGUCCCGUCGCAAGCAGGGAAACCCGCAGCACUUGUCACAAAGAGAGAUUAUCACACCAGAGGCUGACCAUGUGGAACCGGCACUGGCCGACGAGGACGAGAGCCUGGCAAUAGCAGACCCCGGCGGCAUCAGCAUCGCCGCGGGCGGGACAGACCCCGACUUGUUAACCUGCGGACAGUGUCAGAUGAACUUCCCGCUGGGAGACAUCUUGGUUUUUAUAGAGCACAAGAGAAAACAGUGCAAUGGCACUGGUGGUGUCUGCUAUGAAAAGAGCAUGGAUAAGAGCAGCCCUCCCCCCUCCUCACGCGCCGAGCUCAGGAAAGUGUCAGAGCCAGUGGAAAUCGGGAUCCAAGUCACACCCGAUGAAGAAGACCGUCUUCUCACGCCUACAAAAGGAAUUUGCCCCAAGCAGGAGAACAUUGCAGGGCCGUCCAGGCCUGCAAACCUGCCGGGGGCUCCCAUAGCUGCCUCCUCCCACCCUCACACAUCCGUGAUCACGUCACCUCUCCGCGCACUGGCCUCCCUCCCGCCCUGCCUUAGCCUGCCCUGCUGUGGUGCACGUGCAGUCUCAGUUGGCGGGACUCAGACUGAGAUUCAGACUGAGACGUCAGGCACAUUUGGAUGUCAUUGUCAGUUGUCAGGUAAAGAUGAGCCUUCAAGCUAUAUUUGCACAACAUGCAAGCAGCCUUUUAAUAGCGCUUGGUUCUUGCUUCAGCAUGCCCAGAACACACAUGGAUUCCGCAUCUACCUGGAAACAAGCCCUUCAAACAGUUCCCUUACUCCACGCAUCACCAUCCCUCCUCCUCUGGGACCGGAGACUGUUGCACAGUCCCCGCUGAUGAAUUUUCUUGGAGACAGCAACCCUUUCAACCUCUUGCGCAUGACAGGACCCAUCUUGCGUGAACACCCUGGCUUCGGUGAGGGUCGGCUCCCAAACACGCCUCCGCUGUUCAGCCCACCGCCUCGUCAUCAUCUGGAUCCACAUCGCCUUAGUGCCGAAGAAAUGGGGUUAGUCGCCCAGCAUCCCAGUGCCUUUGACAGAGUUAUGCGUUUAAACCCCAUGGCAAUUGAGUCCCCAGCGAUGGAUUUCUCCAGAAGGCUUCGAGAGCUGGCAGGAAACAGUUCCACCCCUCCGCCAGUCUCACCCAGUCGCACCAACCCUAUGCAUCGUCUGUUGAAUCCUUUCCAGCCGAGUCCUAAAUCACCUUUUUUGAGCACCCCGCCACUGCCCCCCAUGCCCCCCAGCAGCACUACGCCUCCCCAGCCUCAGGCCAAGAGCAAGUCCUGUGAAUUUUGUGGGAAAACUUUCAAGUUCCAGAGUAACCUUAUCGUGCACCGGCGCAGUCACACAGGAGAAAAGCCCUACAAGUGUCAGCUCUGUGACCACGCUUGCUCCCAGGCCAGCAAGCUAAAACGCCACAUGAAAACGCAUAUGCAUAAAGCUGGCUCCAUGACAGGCAGGUCAGAUGAUGGCCUGUCCACCACUAGUUCCCCAGAGCCAGGCACAAGUGAGCUCACUGGAGAGGGACUGAAAUCCAGUGAGGCAGAUUUCAGGAACGAGAGCGAUCCUUCCCUGGGCCAUGAUAACGAAGAAGAGGAAGAGGAGGAGGAGGAGGAAGAGGAGCUUGAAAAUGAGAGCCGACCAGAGUCAAGCUUUAGUAUGGACUCAGAGCUGAGUCGCAACCGAGAAAACGGCUCCAAGUCGCUGCCGGAUGAGAAAUCCCUCGUUUUGGGAAAAGUCAUCGAGAAUGUAAGUCUAGGUGCCAUUCAGCAAUACAACGACAUGUUAGCUGAGAAACAGAAGAGGAGUAGCUUCAUGAAAAGGUCCUCUGACCAGCGAGACUUGUGUCCUCGAGACCUCUGUCAGAGAGAUCCGGGCGACGAAGACUCAGUGGUAGGAGAGCUGGACCGCACUGAGGAAGGUACGGUCAACGGAAGAAACUUUGGCCCGGGUGAACCCUUCCCAAACUUGUUCCCCCGCAAGCCAACACCUAUCACGAGCCCCAGUUUGAACAAUUCCUCUAAAAGAAUAAAGGUAGAGAAAGAUUUGGACUUGCCACCAGCAACGAUAAUACCUUCCGAAAACGUUUACUCCCAGUGGCUGGUAGGGUAUGCAGCAUCGCGGCACUUCAUGAAGGAUCCGUUCCUCGGAUUCACAGACUCGCGACAAUCCCCCUUCGCGACCUCUUCCGAGCACUCCUCGGAGAACGGGAGCCUGCGUUUCUCCACUCCGCCGGGGGACAUGCUGGACGGGGGGCUCUCAGGGCGCAGCGGCACGGCGAGCGGAGGCAGCACCCCCCACAUCAGCGGACCCGGCCCCGGGCGACCCAGCUCGAAGGAAGGACGCAGGAGCGAUACAUGUGAGUACUGUGGCAAGGUCUUUAAGAACUGCAGCAAUUUGACGGUACACCGUCGGAGCCACACUGGAGAGCGGCCUUACAAAUGCGAGCUCUGCAACUAUGCAUGUGCCCAGAGCAGUAAGCUGACGCGCCAUAUGAAAACGCAUGGCCAGAUAGGGAAGGAGGUCUACCGCUGCGACAUUUGCCAGAUGCCCUUCAGUGUUUACAGCACCCUGGAGAAACACAUGAAAAAGUGGCAUGGAGAACAUUUGCUGACAAAUGACGUCAAAAUUGAGCAGGCAGAAAGAAGCUAAG
This is a messenger RNA of Ficedula albicollis (Collared flycatcher), 3034 nucleotides long. RefSeq names its product B-cell CLL/lymphoma 11B (gene BCL11B). NCBI's taxonomy places the organism in Eukaryota, Metazoa, Chordata, Aves, Passeriformes, Muscicapidae. Bases 379 to 3033 code for a protein of 884 amino acids. The transcript has 5 exons. Gene Ontology annotation, cellular component: nucleus. Gene Ontology annotation, molecular function: DNA-binding transcription factor activity; RNA polymerase II cis-regulatory region sequence-specific DNA binding. The record is from RefSeq and is a predicted model, not a curated record. Gene Ontology annotation, biological process: positive regulation of transcription by RNA polymerase II.